Rotaria sordida is the source of this 1062-nucleotide messenger RNA. NCBI's taxonomy places the organism in Eukaryota, Metazoa, Rotifera, Eurotatoria, Philodinida, Philodinidae. The record is from the annotation of a GenBank genome assembly.
AUGGCCAAACAGGCCACGACUGCCGAUCUAUCAUCAUCUGAUUACAAUGAUGAAACAUCAUCUAUAGAAGAUCAACAAAGAAAAUCAUCAAAAAGAAGAACUAAAAAAAAUUCAAUUACAAAUUAUGUUACAGAUCUAUUAACUCAACAUGGAAAAAAUACUGGUGAACAUAUUGAUUUAACACAAACUCAAGUAGAAAUUAGUACAAAACCUAAUAUUGAUCGAGAUUAUGAAAAUGUUUCAGCUUUUCGACCCUAUCUAUAUGAUACUAAAGCUAAAAAUAGAACUAAUGUACAACGAUCAGGUGGACAAAGUCCAUAUAGUGAUGAAGAAUUUCGAAGUCCUUUACCAACACGACACGCAACUAGUUUAGAUGAUUCAAUGGCAGACUUAAAUUUAGAUCCAAAUCCAAUUCAUGAAGAACGUGAAAGUCAAGAACAAGUAUAUAGACAAAGAGUUUUUUUACGUCAAUUACAACCACCAACACCACAGCCAAUUGAAGUUCAAAUUCAAGAAGUUUUAAUUAAACCAGAAAUUCAAAAACCACCAAUUCAUGUUCAUAUUGGUCAACGUGAACCUCGAACUCCUCCACCAAUAACUAUUAAAACUCAACCACCACCACCUCCACCAAUUGAAUCAAAUCAACCAAUUAUUUACAAUAAAUAUCUUCCACCACCAAAACAACCACCACCACAGAUAAUCAUUCAUCGUUAUCCUGACAUGCCACCAAAGCCGCGUCCUAUUAUUGUUGAACAAUGGUUACCUUAUAAACCUGCACCAAAACGAAUUAUUAAACAUUCUUUACCACGUGAAGCUCUUCAAACACCACCAUCUCCACAUAAUUUAAUUAUUUCCUAUUCGAAACCACGUGCACUUAUUGAAGUUGAACUUGUUCGUUUACCAGUUGUUAAAAUUGAUCCUCAAGUAUAUGAACAAAUGAGUGCUGGUGGACAACAACAAUUAAGAGAACAUCCAACAUUUCAACAUGAACAAGAUUAUCUAGUAGGAAAUAGAUCAUCAAGUACAACUCAUGAUAGUAAUCAACUUGAUUGGCGAAUUUAA